AUGGAGCGCGGGCUGCACCUCGGCGCGGCCGCCGCGGGCGAAGACGACCUCUACCUGCACAAGAGCCUGAGCGCCUCCGCCGCCAAGCGCUUGGAGGCGGCUUUCCGCUCCACGCCCCCGGGCAUGGACCUGUCCCUGGCACCGCCGCCCCGGGAGCGCCCGGCGUCCUCGUCGUCGCCCCUCGGCUGCUUCGAGCCGGCUGACCCCGAGGGGUCAGGGCUGCUGCUGCCGCCGCCCGGGGGAGGCGGCGGCGCGGGAGGCGGCGGCGGCGGCGGGGUGGGCGUCCCCGGGCUGCUCGUGGGCUCCGCCGGCGUGGGGGGCGACCCCAGCCUGAGCAGCCUGCCAGCCGGGGCGGCCCUCUGUCUCAAAUACGGCGAGAGCGCCGGCCGGGGCUCGGUGGCCGAGAGCAGCGGCGGCGAGCAGAGCCCCGACGACGACAGCGACGGCCGCUGCGAGCUGGUGCUGCGGCCCGGAGGCAGCGACCCGCGGGCCUCCCCGGGCGCGGGAGGCGGCGGCACCAAGGCGGCUGAGGGCUGCUCCAACGCCCUCCUCCACGGCGGCGCCGGCGCCCCCCCGGGGGCCCCGAGCAGCGGCGGCGGCGGCGGGGGUAGCGGCGGCGGCGGCGGCGGUGGGGGCAGCGGCGGCAGCAAGAAAUCCAAAGAGCAGAAAGCGCUGCGGCUCAACAUCAACGCCCGCGAGCGCCGGCGGAUGCACGACCUGAACGACGCGCUGGACGAGCUGCGCGCGGUGAUCCCCUACGCGCACAGCCCCUCGGUGCGGAAGCUCUCCAAGAUCGCCACGCUGCUGCUCGCGAAGAACUACAUCCUCAUGCAGGCGCAGGCCCUGGAGGAGAUGCGGCGCCUCGUCGCCUACCUCAACCAGGGCCAGGCCAUCUCCGCCGCCUCCCUGCCCAGCUCCGCGGCGGCCGCAGCCGCGGCCGCUGCCCUGCACCCGGCGCUUGGCGCCUACGAGCAGGCGGCCGGAUACCCGUUCAGCGCCGGGCUGCCCCCGGCCGCCUCCUGCCCGGAGAAGUGCGCCCUGUUCAAUAGCGUCUCCUCCAGCCUCUGCAAACAGUGCACGGAGAAGCCUUAA
Rangifer tarandus platyrhynchus (Svalbard reindeer) is the source of this 1092-nucleotide messenger RNA. The record is from the annotation of a GenBank genome assembly. NCBI's taxonomy places the organism in Eukaryota, Metazoa, Chordata, Mammalia, Artiodactyla, Cervidae.